This is a messenger RNA of Nannizzia gypsea CBS 118893, 2934 nucleotides long. RefSeq lists its product as hypothetical. The transcript has a single exon. Gene Ontology annotation, cellular component: exocyst. Gene Ontology annotation, biological process: exocytosis; exocyst localization. Lineage: Eukaryota; Fungi; Ascomycota; Eurotiomycetes; Onygenales; Arthrodermataceae. Gene Ontology annotation, molecular function: SNARE binding. Bases 1 to 2934 code for a protein of 977 amino acids. The record is from RefSeq and is a predicted model, not a curated record.
AUGAACGAGCGUCGCAAAGUCCGGCUCAGCCUCUUGCCAGGGUCGACUCCGUCUGUGGCGCAAAGACGAGCUGCUUUUGAGAAGGACGCUGGCGUUGGCGUUGGCGUGGAGGGCGUUGUUGAGAAGACGCAGAUACGUCGCACCAGGUCGAGUCGCAUACGUCGACGGCACGAAGAGCUUCAGGGAUUACUCGAGGGACAGCCACUGGAACAAAGUCAGCAGCAGGAGAUAGUUAGAGCUGACAUACCUGGGCGUGCUGGGCGGCCGGUCGAUACCAAUAUCAACAUCUCAUCCCGCUGUCCUCCCCCCUUACAACCGCAACCACAGCAACAACCACAGCAACAGUUACAGCAGAACUCUAGAUGGAAAGCUGCUAGAGCUGCCAUUCCUAGAAGACCGUCGACUUUACGAACAGUGACUGUUGUCUCGCCUGAGCCUCCGCUACUCACGCCGCCCCUGACCAGCUACAGCAGCGACUCGGUUUCGUCUGCUGAGCCCUACGUUGCUCCUCCUGUCCAGGCACCAGUCUACCAUGAUAUUGAACGCCCAUGCAAACUUGAACUUGACCGUGAACCCCAAUUGAUUCUACAUACCCCGCCUGCUUCGACGAGGUCGUCAUCACCGUCAGCAUCCUCAUCGACAUCUACGACUACAUCAGACAUGGCUGACGAGAACGGCUCGGAUGGGGGCCUGGUGGUGCCACGUCUAGAGGACCUGCUACGGCAUCCCGAAGAUCUCGAGAAGAUAUCAGUGCUCAAGGCAGAAUAUACCAGAAAAAAAGAGAAUGUCGAUUCACAACUGCGAGAAGGGCUGCGGGACCAGCUCGAGCUCGUUCAGCGGAGUUUGGCUGACCUGGCCGAGGGACGACGGCAGAUCAUGGAUGCAAAGAUGGGACCGCAGGGGAUAGACAGGCUCUGGGCCGAGUCACAGUCUGCUCUCGGUGAUUUCGCACAGAUAGACAAGCUGGCUAAGAUACAGCGGAACUUUGAAGCGGUGCUCUUCAUGAAGAAGGGCAUGGAGACUUUCCACGCGGACGUGGCGGAGGUAGAGCGGAUGCUGAGGGAAGACGACAUGGACAUGGAGAACCAGCCUAACUUGCUGAACGUUCACAUGGCCAUCUCUCGUCUUCGGGAUUUCAGAGACGAAGCCAUGGACCAGAUACGCAGAGCCAAGGAUAAGAGUAGCGAGGCCACGCUGACAGAGCUGUUCGAGGGACUUGACUCGGCCAUUGAGUGGUUUGACGACCAUCUGGGCACGGCCUGCAUGAAUAUCAUCCCGCUCAUCCAGUCUGAUAACCGUAGCAUGGUCGUCAGGCUGGCUGUCGUUAUCGCGAACGAAGAGAAGAAUGAUGCCAAAGUCAGGGCCCUGCAGGAUGCGCAGAAGGACCAUGAAUACCUCGCCAGCAGGUUCAAGUCUAUGAACAUCGGUCCCAAGACCAUCAGGGGAUACAAGGAGAACUUCCUCAAGAGCAUCGAGCUGUACGCUCAGCCCAACUUUGAAGAUUCGAAACAACAGUUCCUAGAUGACCCGGAUAGGCUGGAGAAGAGCUUCAAGUGGUUCUUCAAUGAUCUGUUUACUGUCCAACAGGGGAUGCAGAGCCUGGUGCCGAAGAAGUGGAAGAUAUUCAAGACAUACACCGAAAUAUACCACCGCAUGAUGCAUGACUGGCUGAUCGAUUUCGUCGACGACCCCCAGAUGCCGGCUGCCAACAUGCUGGCCAUCAUCAAUUGGUCAGAAAAAUACUACAAGAAGAUGAAGAAACUAGGCUGGGAGGCAUCCGACCUCGUCCCCAACGUCCUUGAUGACCGCGAGGGCGAACUCGUACAAGACUGGCGCAACCUCAUCGUCAAGGCCCUGGAUGAAUGGAUGGAUCGCAUGUUCAACACCGACAAGCGGGCAUUCCUCGACCGUGACAUGGAUUCGCUCGAUACCAACCCAGACGGAUACUUCCGCACAAAGACCCUCGGAGACAUGUGGCGCAUGCUUCACGAACAGCUGUUGGCGGCCGGCGCCUCGCAGCGUACAGACGUCGCUGAGGGAGUGGUAGACGCCAUGUUCCGCUCCCUCAAGACCCGCCAGUCGAUGUGGCAGACAAUGCUCGACGAAGAAUGCGCAAAGUACAAAACGCCCACUAUCGAUCAGCCCGAGAGUCUCCAACAGUUCCAGGACUGGCUCAUCGCCGUCGCCAACGACCAGAUCGCUUGUAUCGACGACAACGACGCAUCAGGCCAGCUCGGCCACUUGACCCGUUUCAACCGUGACUUCGAACCCCUUGUGACAGACAAAUACCUAACUGCCCAAGCAGCCAACGAAGUCUCUAUAUUACGAGACGGAUACGUCGAUCUAGGUACACACUGCAUAUCUGUCUUCAUCGACCUGAUUUUCUCAGUCGACUUCCGCACCACCUUACCUGAAUUCUUCACCCAGAAGUGGUACGGCGAGUUCGCCAUGAAGCGCAUGAUCUCGACUUUCGAAGACUACAUAAGCGACUACCAUUCUGUCCUCCACCCGUCUCUACGUGACAUUCUCGUUGAAGAAAUCUCCGACGAACUACUCGUCCACUACCUCUCCUGUGUCCGCAACAAGGGCGCCAAAUUCCGCCGUCAAGACCCUUACACCGAAAAGUUCAAAGACGAUAUCCUCACUGUCUUUGGUUUCUUCCAGAAAUUCCCUGACUCCUUUGGCGGCGGCAUCAAGGAUAGAUGGAGACUUGUCGAUUGGCUUGUUCGAUUGCUUGAGGCCGACAAGGCUGGUGUUGUGGUUGUUUAUGAAGGGUUCAAAACUGAGUAUUGGGAUCUACAGCUUUCAUGGGUCGAAGCUGUCCUACGAUGUAGAGACGACUUUGAGAGAUCGAUGGUUAGCGCUAUCAAGGCAAAGGCUGCCGAACUGUCUGUUGAAAUGGGCCCUGAUACGCUGAUGGGGAGAGUCCGGUAA